AUGGGCGAUAUCUUCUGUCGCGAGUGCGCGCUGAGCAACAUUCUAGCCCAGAAACAAGAGAUCAAGCGUUUGGAGAAGGCAAGAGAGCAGGAGGAGCGCGAGGCCGCGGAGUCACAGGCCCGACAAGAUGCCGAGGCACAGGAGAGGGCUGUCAAAGAAUUCGAGCUGAUACAGGCGGGCUUCAACAGCUCAGGUGGCCGGAGUGGGAAUUCGUCUGGCCAGCGCGAAACAACAGCACAAGGAGCGCAAGAUACAAGUCUGGUCAAGAGGGGAGAGAAACGAAAAUUCUCACUGGAUGAGGACGAGGUUCUACGGAACGCGAUGGACGACCGAGCGAAGGCUCGGAAAGCCAUUGAAGACGAGAAGAACGCAAAGGCUGUCUUGCCAUCAUUCUGGGUGCCGUCAGUGACUCCUUCCUCGAACAAGAAGGAUACAUUACAUGAAGUGAAGAAGAAGACUAAGACAGCGCCAGUCUGCCCAUCAUCGGCAGAGGACAAGCCACACCAUUAUUCCUUGCACACGCUGGUAUCUAUAAAAUUUACCGAGGAAACGGAUUCUACGACGAAGGCAGUGCAGAAAAUAUGCCCGUCCUGCAAAAAGGGCCUCACAAAUGCAUCCAAGGCACAGUUGGCCAAGCCUUGGCGCAUUGACCCACAUGACAGUGCUACUGAUCCAAAUAUGGUGAGGUGCUAUGUUUGCGAUGCCGACCUGACGGAGAGGAAGAAGUCCGAAAAAGGCGACAAGAAAGAAAAGGACAAGAUUCGACCUGGCCUAGUCGAGUUGAAGAGCGACGGCACUGGCUUCUCGGCUAGCGGUGUCAAUGAGGUCAAGAAGAAUGGCGUAGUAUUUCAGUGCUGA
Phaeoacremonium minimum UCRPA7 is the source of this 858-nucleotide messenger RNA. RefSeq names its product putative ring finger domain-containing protein. Gene Ontology annotation, cellular component: nucleus. Gene Ontology annotation, molecular function: ubiquitin protein ligase activity. The record is from RefSeq and is a predicted model, not a curated record. The coding region runs from base 1 to 858 and encodes 285 amino acids. NCBI's taxonomy places the organism in Eukaryota, Fungi, Ascomycota, Sordariomycetes, Togniniales, Togniniaceae. The transcript is spliced from 3 exons.